UUUAAAUCUCAGGGCACACCUCCAAACAAAAAUGUCAAAUAGUGCAAUAUACUGAAAUAUGUGGUGGUCCUGUAGCACCAUUUCAUUUUUCUGCCUUGUCACACAAUAUGUCACUGGCAAAGAUAGAUGAACAAAGAUAUACGUUUUGUUGUAAAUAAAUACGGCAACAAGUUUAGGACCAGUUAAGUGAAAUUAUAUACACCUGAUGAGCUCUUCGGACCCCGGCACAGGGGUUGGUAAUCACUGAUCUGUUCAACUAGGCCUGGUACACACAAGGAUUUUUCAAAUUCCCAAAGAUUUCUUAUUUGUUAAGUGUGGACUGGGCCGAACACAGAACAGGGUCGAUGGACAGUGCCACCAGAAAGUAUUCACACCCCUUGAUGUUUUCCACAUUUUGCUAUGUUACAGACUUAUUCUAAAGCUGAUUUGAGUGUAGUUUUCCUUAAAAAAAAUCGACAUAAAAUAUACCGUAAUCCUCCCAUGCAUUCUCUGUACCGCUUUUCCCCACCGGGGUUGCGGGUGUGCUGGAGCCUGUCCCAGCUGACUCUGGGCGAGUGGCGGGGUAUACCCAGAACCGGUCGCCAGCCAAUCGCAGGGCACGUGGAAACAAACAACCAUUCGCACUCACAUUCACACCUACGGGCAAUUUAGAGUCUUCAAUUAACCCACAACGCAUGUUUUUGGGAUGUGGGCGGAAACCGGAGUACCCGGCAAGCGUCACAUCUGGAGAAGAAGAGGCACUGCUCAUCACCUGGCGAGCACCAUCCCUACUGUGAAGCAUGGUGGUGGUAGAUCAUGCUGUGGGGCUGUUUUUCUGCAGCAUAAACUGGGCGACUAGUCUGCAUAGAGGCUAAGAUGACAGCUGCCAAAUAUGGAGAGAGUUUUCAAGAGAGCUUGCUCCAGAGCGCUCUGGAACUCAGACUAGGGCGUCGAUUCACCUGACACGACAAUGACCCAAAGCGUACAGCAAAGAUAACAAAGGAGUGGCUUCAGGAGCAACCUGUGAAUGUCCUCGAGUGGCCCAGCCAGAGCCAGGACUCGAAUCCGAUCGAACAUCUCUGAAAAGACCGAAACAUGGCUGUCCCCCGACGCUACCCAUCCAACCUUGACUGAGCUUGAGAGGAUCUGCAGAGAAGAAUGGGAGAAAAUGCCCCAAAACAGGUGUGCCAAGCUCACAGAAAGAUACCCAAGAAGACUUGAGACCGUGAUUGCUGCCAAAGCCCUUAAGCAAGAUAUAGCAAGGAAGCACAAAGAAGCCCUGCUGUCAUGCAAGUCUCACAACCUGGCACUCCUCAAAACAAAUCAGCUCGGUGAACAAGAGGCACUGGAAAUUCGUGUGCGGGAGGAACAAAGAAUGAUGGAUAAGAAGAUUGUGUCUGAGAUUGAUCAAAAAGUCACAGACCAACAGAAUACUCUGGAGAAGGCUGGAGUUCCUGGCUUUUACAUCACCGCAAAUCCCCAGGAGCUGACAAUGCAGAUGAACCUGCUGGAGUUGAUCCUGAAGCUUCAACAGAAGGAGUCCCAGUCUGGAUUUAUAUGACAAUGACCUCAAAUGUUACUUGGAAAUACAUGAAUUUGAAGUUUGUUAAUGUUGCAAGGUGCAUGAACACGUGAAUCGUGGCUGUCCCUGAAAUCAGAUUUUUUUUUCCACCCACAUGCAGUGUCAUGGGUUCUUCAUGGGAACCUUUGGCUUUGGAGAAACCAAAUCCAUUAAGAUCCAGAAAACAUCUGAGCUAAACAAAAGGAAAUAGACUUAAAUCUGGAUAUGUGUUUUUUAGAUUUGAGAUGAGUGGGACGGUGCCUGUUUUGUUCUAUUUUGAUCUGAUUUGAUUGUGUAUUUAUUACAACAAUAAUUGAGACGCACUGCACUUUUUGAGUACUAUUUCUUUGUUGUGGAUGUAGUCAUUUCAUUAAAAAAAUUUUUUUUAGGCUUUGGUGGAGAUGGGACCAACUUGAAGAAAUAUUCUUGAUAACGUGAAAACUUUUUCUCUUCUGCAUACAAAUAAUUCGAACGAGAUUAUUUUUGAACAUUAAAUCUUUAUUUGCAAUACAACA
This is a messenger RNA of Phyllopteryx taeniolatus (common seadragon), 2055 nucleotides long. RefSeq names its product DiGeorge syndrome critical region gene 6 (gene dgcr6). The transcript is spliced from 4 exons. Gene Ontology annotation, molecular function: nucleic acid binding. The record is from RefSeq and is a predicted model, not a curated record. Lineage: Eukaryota; Metazoa; Chordata; Actinopteri; Syngnathiformes; Syngnathidae. The coding region runs from base 1007 to 1540 and encodes 177 amino acids.